AUUUGAUAACGAUACUGUAGCCAGGUUCAAGAAGAAACUUAGUGACCAUUGUGACAGUAGCAAGUGUAGCAGAAAUGUGUAAUGAUUCAUGAGUUUGGUGAUUCUUAUGAGCGGAUUCAUUCUAAGAAGAAAGAAGCAAUGAAAAAUGACAUCGACAAGUUCCGGAGAAACGUCAAGCCCUACAACAGCUAGCCCUACUAAAGAGGCAGGCAGCUACGACAUGACACAGGUGUGGAUAUGGCUGACAGUGGCAAUUGUUGUGUUUAUAUUCUUAUUCAAAUUCUGCGCUUGGUGCGUACAGCAAAACAGGGAGUCUGAACUCACACCCGCCAGAAGCCUGUCCACUGUGGCAAUAAUCGAUGCUGCCGCUCCUAUGUCAAUGACGUGUCCUCGUUGUGAGUGUUCCGAGUACUGCGCAGUUUCGGAGCAGCCUCCAUCUUACGAGAGUUUGCCGCCAGCCUACAACGAAGAUCCUCCUCCGUCUUACUCAUCUCUGACACUGCAACCUUUGCCGACUCAGGAGCAAGGACUACCAACUGCAAUCACAGAGAACCACACAAACAGCAGUUCACGGACUUUACAUUUGUAGCCGCGGUGGACUGUUGAGAGAGGCCACUUCCAGGUUACGUGCGUUCUUGUAAUAGUAAAUUCACCGGAGCGAAGGAGUUUCUGGAGCAGUUACGGCUGAAGCCAAUGGCAGGAACAUAUUUCAAGGCACCGAAGCUCGUGUAGCUGUUGGUUGAAAGGUUUCCACACCGAGGACUGUGUUUGCGUGUGUUUCUUUCGUGUGUUUAUAGUGUUAAGGAGCAUGAAUUAGACGAAUAAAGACACUGACUAGUAAUGUGCAAUGCAAGAGAACAAUUACGUAAAUAUAUAUAGAGAUAAAUGCGUACUUCCCUUUACCUAACAAAGUCCCUCGGAUCGACCCAACUUUCGAUCCAAUCGCAACUCACUGAUUCAUUUGUUGCUUAUCUGACUACAUUGAAUAAACUGAAGAGGUUACAUAGUGUCAACAGAGGAGUAAGGGAGACUAUGUAUAAUGAAUUCGAAAAAAUGAGAUAGAAAAAGCGAACAAAUGUCUAUGAUUAUUCCCAGCACCGUCGAUUUCAUUGUACUGUGACACUGAACCGAUAUUUAGGAACGGGAACAUUGCGACUGCUGGAGAUCCGAGACAUUAGAUUUUCGAUUGUGAAUUACAAAAAUUAUGCACUUGUGUGGUGACAGAAGGAAUUAAAUGUCACUUACCAGUCGACUUUCUUUUUAUAUAAAAAUAAUAUGACGUAAGAAAAUGACCUAGAGCCUGCUUCAUCAGUGUUCAAAAUUGCAGUGCAAUU
Molecule: messenger RNA, 1334 nt
Organism: Cryptotermes secundus
Lineage: Eukaryota; Metazoa; Arthropoda; Insecta; Blattodea; Kalotermitidae
Exons: 4
Coding region: 146-589 (147 amino acids)
Source: RefSeq, a predicted model, not a curated record